UCUGCCCUCUUUCGUAUCCUACACUAUCCGCAAAGGGCGAGAAUCCGCGACGUCGUUUUCAAACACGGCUUCGAUAGUGAAGGACUGAUUCAAUAAUUGACGAGUGGUUUGUUUGGUUUGAUAGGCAUAGACGACAACCAAGUACAGAGAAGUAAAGAGAGUUUUGCUUUUUGAAAUGGCAGCGUCGUCGUCGUCGGAGAAGCAAGUGGUGCUGAUAGGCAUAGACGACAGCGAGCAGAGCACGUACGCGCUGAAUUGGGCUUUGGAUCACUUCUUCCCGAGCCCAAUCUUCAAGCUCGUUCUCAUCCACUCAAGGCCCACCGCCACCUCCGCCGUGGGCUUCGCCGGCCCUGUGUAUGCAGGAGCCGCUGAGAUCUUGCCUAUUGUAGAUUCCGAUUUGAGAAAGAUUGCCGCCAGAGUCCUCGAAACCGCUAAACAACUUUGCUUCAACAAAUCCGUGAAUGAUGUGACAGCGGAAGUGGUGGAAGGUGAUCCUAGAAAUGUUCUUUGUGAUGCUGUGGAUAAGUACCGUGCUGCAAUAUUGGUUGUGGGCAGCCAUGGUUAUGGGGCUAUAAAAAGGGCGGUUUUAGGUAGUGUCAGUGACUAUUGUGCUCAUCAUGCUCACUGCACUGUGAUGAUCGUGAAAAAGCCAAAAAUCAAACACUGAUCUGUAAUGGCUGCGUCUAUAUAGUACAACAAUAAACAUAACCGGCCCUUUCAGCCAAAGAAAAAAAAUAAUGUUCACAGAAAUUCGUAACUAUGCUUGUUGUAUGGAUAUUACAUAUUGUCCUUAUGGUUUGAUACGUUGAGGUACAGCUUAUUUUUAAAGAUGGAAGUAUGGAACCAUCAAAAAAGUUAUUAAAUUGAUGUGUUUAAUUCCAUUA
Messenger RNA from Glycine soja, 884 nucleotides. Its product is annotated as universal stress protein PHOS32-like. NCBI's taxonomy places the organism in Eukaryota, Viridiplantae, Streptophyta, Magnoliopsida, Fabales, Fabaceae. Bases 176 to 667 code for a protein of 163 amino acids. The record is from RefSeq and is a predicted model, not a curated record. The transcript has 4 exons.